AUGAAUGAGACCAGCAAUCGAGAGAAUUUUUCCCUGGACAUUCUGAAGGACUUCGAUGCACGAAACUCGACAAUUCUGGAGGCUGGGUUCAAUUGCGAGCAUUUCUCCGGAUCGUACGGUGUCUUCUCUUCGAACUGGUUCCAAGGCAUCAUUUACUUUUUCUACAGCACCGUCUUCGUCAUCGCUCUGAUCGGAAAUGGCCUGGUUUGUUACGUCGUGUACAGCAGCCCACGAAUGAAAACCGUUACGAACUUCUUUAUCGUCAAUCUCGCAUUCGGGGACAUGUUAAUGGCUCUAUUCUGCGUGCCGCCCAGUUUUAUCAGCAUUUUGAUACUCCAGUACUGGCCGUUUGGACAGGAACUCUGUCCCACUGUUAAUUAUUUACAGGCUGUAUCGGUCCUGGUAAGUGCGUACACCCUCGUGGCAAUUAGUAUAGAUCGUUACAUAGCCAUUAUGUGGCCCCUUAGGCCGAAGUUGAGCAAACGGCAGGCACAGUUUCUGAUUCUAGCUGUUUGGGUACUCGCAAUGACAAUAUCGGUCCCGAUCGCUGUGGUUUCACAGCUCUCUCAGCCUUCGCCAAAGUACGAAGUCUGUAAAAAGUACAUGUGCCAGGAGGUUUGGCCGUCGUUGGAGAAUAAAUAUUACUACUCCAUCGCGUUAUUGGUUCUCCAGUACGUGAUACCAAUAAUGAUUCUCGUGUUCACGUAUACCAGCAUCGCUGUCAUGGUGUGGUGUAAGAGGCCACCCGGUGAAGCCGAAAACGUCAGAGACCAGAGAAUGGCGCGAUCAAAGCGGAAGAUGGUGAAGAUGAUGAUGACUGUCGUAAUAGUAUUCACCGUCUGCUGGCUCCCGUAUAAUAUACUAAUGUUAAUAAUCGACAACAACGAAGCGUCGAGCAGUUGGACGGGUCUUCCCUUCGUGUGGAUGUCUCUGCAUUGGCUGGCUAUGUCGCAUUCCUGUUACAAUCCAGUAAUUUAUUGUUGGAUGAAUGCAAGAUUUCGCAGCGGCUUCAUAACUGCGAUUGGCUGUUUACCAGGAGUGCAUCGAAUUCUACGCAACGAAAGGCGACGUAACACUAACAACAACGCUAGCACGAUCGGAAUCCCCCUAACUGGUCUCGAUGGCUCGAGUUACUCUGUCUUGCGACGCAUGAAUACCUGUACAACCUACAUUAGCGUUCGACGCAAGACGAACGGAAAUCAAGGCGCGCCUGCAAGAAGCGUUAGUUUCCGGAAUAACGCGUUCCGUCCCUCGCCUCAGUUGCAACAAAUUACGUGUCUAGAGUCCCACUCGGAGGAACAAUUAUAA
Messenger RNA from Colletes gigas, 1308 nucleotides. RefSeq names its product RYamide receptor-like. Lineage: Eukaryota; Metazoa; Arthropoda; Insecta; Hymenoptera; Colletidae. Gene Ontology annotation, molecular function: neuropeptide Y receptor activity. The transcript has 6 exons. Gene Ontology annotation, cellular component: membrane. The record is from RefSeq and is a predicted model, not a curated record. Gene Ontology annotation, biological process: neuropeptide signaling pathway. The coding region runs from base 1 to 1308 and encodes 435 amino acids.